Doryrhamphus excisus (bluestripe pipefish) is the source of this 2865-nucleotide messenger RNA. RefSeq names its product LIM domain kinase 1-like. Gene Ontology annotation, cellular component: cytoplasm; nucleus; neuron projection. The record is from RefSeq and is a predicted model, not a curated record. Gene Ontology annotation, molecular function: protein serine/threonine kinase activity; protein binding; ATP binding. NCBI's taxonomy places the organism in Eukaryota, Metazoa, Chordata, Actinopteri, Syngnathiformes, Syngnathidae. Gene Ontology annotation, biological process: positive regulation of stress fiber assembly; protein phosphorylation; actin cytoskeleton organization.
UGGUGUAAAACACACACACUUCAAUGUGACUUCCUGGAAGAAGCACACAGAUGUGACUGCAAGCUGAUCCUUCGCAAGACGACAUACUCGGAGUAACAGGACCAAGAAGGAGGAGCUUAAGUUCUAUACUGGGACAGUUCCACUUUUUGGCAGCCAAAAGAGUAAGAGCGACUAUCUGGUGUCAGUGGGUCAGGGUUUUUUUUCCCCCCCCUCACACGACCACUCCUGCACAUUUGCAGGAAGUCUCACACACAGUGUGACGUCACAGGGCAAGAGACAACUUGUGCUAGCAAACAGUGGCAGCAGCAUAUGUGCAUGCACGUUUACCACACAUGUGCACAUCCGCAUGAGACCAUCAAGCUGCUGGUGUCUUUUGGGGGACCACCGCCUGCACACUGACACUGUGGGGAGACCAUGUCGCGGCGGGACCAGAGGUUUCGAAGAGGGAUGAAAGGACGGUGCUGCGACUGUGGGUGCAUCCUGUCUCACUGGUACUACGAAAAAGAUGGACAACUCUACUGCAAGAAGCACUACUGGGAACGUUAUGGAGAACACUGCCAGGGAUGCAAGGAGACUCUUGCCACAGGACUCGUGAUGGUCGCUGGAGAGCAAAAAUACCACCCCGAAUGCUUCACCUGCAUUAAGUGUCAAAUGUUCAUUGGAGAUGGAGACACCUACACACUUGUAGAACGUUCUCAACUCUUUUGUGGCCACUGUUUCAGUCAGGGUGCAGCAACAUUACCGUCAUCACCCAUCAAGAGCCCCCACAUGGUGGCGCUAGUGUCACUUCCUCCACAAACAGGUGGCCAUCGAGGGCUGACCGUCACCACUGAUCUCAGCCAGGAGACUGGCCCUCUCGUUACUGUGACGGCGCUAGACUCAGAAGCCCUCGGCCCUGACCUGCUGUCCUCUGUCCACAUUGGGGACCACAUCCUGGAGGUCAAUGGCAUCUCCGUCCACAGCGUUUGCCCUAAUGAAGUAAACCUUGUGAUCCAGGACACUAGCAAACCACUACAGCUUACAGUUGAACACAAUCCACAGUCCAUGAAGUCAACUAAAGUUCAGGAAGAAAAACUGGCUUCGACACACGCACUGCCAAAACUGGAGGAGGAGCCUGGAUCAGAGGGGGAGGCAUAUGAAUCAAUCAGAACAAGUCUCCCCUCGCCUCAGAACCAAGGAACCAUGGGAAUGCGAUCCAGACACAUCCUGCGGAGCUGUAGCAUCGAAAAGUGCUCCUUGUUGCCUGGAGCGCUGACACUCCUAUCCCAAAAGAGGGACAUGGUUCGAUCUGAGUCCCUGCGCACUGAUGCCGGAGAUCGAACCCAUCGUAUCUUCAGGCCAUCAGACCUUAUACACGGAGAGGUGCUUGGCAGGGGCUUCUUCGGACAGGCUGUCAAGGUGACACAUCAGGAGACAGGAGAGGUGAUGGUGAUGAAAGAGUUGAUACGUUUUGAUGAAGAGACACAGAAGACCUUCCUGAAGGAGGUGAAGGUGAUGCGCUGUCUGGACCACCCUAAUGUUCUUAAGUUCAUUGGACUCUUUUACAAAGACAAGCGGAUACACUUGGUCUCAGAGUACAUCCAGGGAGGAACGCUCAGAAAGACCAUCACCACGAUGGACAAGAAUUUCUCAUGGAGUGUAAGAGUGAGUUAUGCCAAGGACAUUGCAGCUGGAAUGGCUUAUUUACACUCCAUGAAUGUCAUCCACCGAGAUUUAAACUCACACAACUGCCUGGUCAAAGAGAAUCAGUCUGUAGUGGUGGCAGACUUUGGGCUCGCACGUUUGGUGAGGGAUGAGAAGAACUGGAAAAGAACAUCUUCUCUGGAACAACCUCCAAAGGGGAUGUUGUCGGAGCUCCGUAAACCCGACCGUAGGAAGCGCUACACAGUGGUGGGGAACCCCUACUGGAUGGCCCCCGAGAUGAUCCGUGGGAAAAGCUAUGAUGAACGAGUGGACGUCUUUUCCUUUGGAAUCAUGAUCUGUGAGAUCAUAGGCAGAGUGAGCGCCGACCCGGACUACCUUCCACGGAAUAAAGACUUUGGGCUGAAUGUUGCUGCUUUCAUUGAGAAUUACCAGCCUGCAGAGUGCCCUUUGACCUUCCUGCCAUUGGCUGCUCUCUGCUGUGACCUGGAUGCUGACAAGCGGCCUGCCUUUUCAAAGCUGGAGGAGUGGCUGGAAAACUUGUUGAUGCACAUCGACAUCGGCCUGCCUCUUCUCUCAGAGUUAGGGCAGCUCUGCAGAACCUUCUGGAAGAACCAAAACCAGAACACAGUACUUGACUGCCACAGCCAAAACCAAUCUCCACCUCCAGAGAGGUCCGGUCCCAUACAUACUUCCCCAAGCAAUGCAAACAACCACACUGAGAUACAUUGCCUUCCUCAAAAUCAGGAACAAACGAGCACACCUCCUGACCAGGCGGACAGUGGCCACACACACCUCAGCAAAGCGUAUCAGGAAGAAAAAGCAAACACUAGGCAGAUGUGCUGCUUAUCUGCAAACAGUUUAUCAGUGUCGGACACUUCUGAAAACGAUGGACAUGACCCCUCAGGACAAAACCAACUCAAACCUCUACAACCCCCAAAGACCGACAGCACAUCUCCAGGACUGUCCAGCAAGACCGGAAGGGUCUGCAAAGCUUUGUGGAACACAACCACAGAGAACGACUCUUCACUAUGACUGCUUCAUCUUUGAGGGACUGAACAUAACAUGAGGCUCAGGACAAACAAAAACGUAUGAUCUAUAUUAAUAAAUAUUUCAAACUAAAGUUUUGAAUUAAAUUAAGUCUUUGUAUGAAUCCUCAUCGUAAUAACUGCAUAUAUUACAUUCGCCAAACAACAAUAAAUAAUGUCAUACAACAAGCCAGAU